Molecule: messenger RNA, 1234 nt
Organism: Gigantopelta aegis
Lineage: Eukaryota; Metazoa; Mollusca; Gastropoda; Neomphalida; Peltospiridae
Exons: 2
Coding region: 138-1088 (316 amino acids)
Source: RefSeq, a predicted model, not a curated record
CGAAGUCAGAGGCUAAUUCCGCAGUGGGCGUGCCUGAACCUUCGUGGAUAGGGGCACGUAAAUAUAGUUACCCAUACCCAUAAAUUAUUAUUGAUUCGAUUCUUGCAUUCGAUUCUUACAUUCUGUAUUAUUUUUCGAUGAAGACGGACGUCAGCCCUUGCUCUCUCGAUCUGCCCCCCCACCUGGGGGGAUUGCUCAAAUCCUACGGAAUGCUGCUAGAGUACCGGGUAUCGUGCACCGGGUCACGGGCCUCCGUGACCUUGGUGUACGGGGACCCGGUACCACCGAAGAAAGGAAGGUGGAGGAAGAGGAGACGUGCGCCAGCGGCGGCGCAGGGGGAGACAAAACCGGCGGCUAAACCGCCGGCAGCGACUCCGUCUGCUGGACCGCCCAACGCCGCCCAACUGAAGAGGAAGACGAAGAUGGAAAUGGUUUCGGCCCCAGUCAUCAACGUCCCCUCUGCAGGAACCGAGGAAAGUGAUAUGCCGGACUCAGUCUUCUGUACUUCGUCAUAUAUCCGACCCGAUCCGCCUGCCUUUACUUCUGGGCUUCCGGACUUGUCGCCGAUUAAACCGGUGGCAUCCGUUGAGACCCAGGCCCGGAAGACGGCUGUUGUUAAGAGGAAGGCGACCACUCCCCCGAGUGCCACUCCAGCCAAGCCAAGUCGCCCGACUCAACCGCCGAAUCCAGUUGAACAACCAGAGGGACCAUGGACACUGAAGGCCGGCAAACUCCAUCCGCGGUUCCAUCAGCUCAUAAAGAUCAACAUCGAGGACGUGCGCCAGCUCAUUAGUGAGCCGCAACAUAGCGCUUACCUUCCGCUACCGACCGAGUCCGAUGAAGGGGAAUUUGCUGUCCAUCGAGUCCAGGUGGACGUGGAUAUCACCGCAGUUUGCGCUACCGUUCGCCGGAAGGGAAGAUAUAACCAAGCGCUGCUCCUUAAAGAGAUGGACAACCCGUCACUACAUCACGUCCUUAAACUCUUGGCGGGGUCAGAGUACAGUCACAUCGCAAAGUGGAUAGCAGCCUCUCCCUACCGGCGUGAUCUUCCACUACUGGACGCCACCGACUUCAUCGGCUCGCCGUAGCCCCCAACCUCCUAACAACCUUUACCUCCAGCAGACCCGAAUUCCGGACAUAUCUGACGACGGACGCCAGCGCUGGCGGUGACGUCGUGACACAGAUAAAGGAGAAACGUCGACGUCGUCACCAGAACUUCCCUUGCCUUCGCGGC